CUGGCAUAAAUAAAUAUAAAAAGACUUAGGUACAUUUUAGGAAAAAAAAACAUUUAAGUUACUUCCAUCCUGUUUGCAAAACUAAAUACAAAGAUGAUUUUAUGAAGGCAGACCUCAACCGAUGUCUCUCAGCAACUUGACAUUCAGUUUUGCCCUGGCUGAUGUCACCCAGUAGCUUUAUAAAAAGGCCUGAAAGGUUCUUCCAAGUGCCCCCCACAGGAGGGGCUGCCUGUGACAUCACACAGCGGCCGGUGCUGGGGCCCACCCGCCCACCGCACCAGCGCCAACCACCGGCGCCAGGGCAGCCACCAUGGUGCGUGGGCACACCACCUGCCACCACGCAUGAUGCCCGCCAGCACCACCCCAUGCAGCUCCCCCCAGCUCUCCCACCAUGGAUGAUGUUGCGGUGCUUGGAAAGAAAGGCUACACCCUGAAGAAGGAGGUGGGAGAAGGCUCCUACGGCAAAGUGAAAUGCGCCUACUGCGACCGGCUGAAAUGCGAGGUGGCCAUCAAGAUAAUAGACAAGAAGAAAACUCCGCGGGAUUUCCUAGAAAGGUUUCUCCCCAGGGAAAUAGAAGCUCUGAAACGUUUGCGCCACCCCUCGAUCAUCAAAACCUAUGAGAUUUUUGAGACAUCAUCUGGGAAAGUGUACAUCGUGAUGGAGCUGGGGAAAAAGGGAGACCUCCUGGAUCACAUCAAGCUCGAGGGGGCUAUGAAAGAGGACAUCGCUCGCAUCAAGUUUCAGCAGUUGGCUUCUGCCAUCAAGCACUGCCAUGACUUGGACUUUGCUCACAGGGACCUGAAAUGUGAGAACAUCCUUCUCGAUGAACACCUCAACAUCAAGCUGUCGGACUUUGGCUUUUCCAAGUACUUGUCUCGGGAUGAAAAUGGAAAACCCAUCCUCAGCAAAACCUUCUGUGGGUCUGCUGCGUAUGCAGCCCCCGAGGUGCUACAGGGCAUUCCUUGUGACCCUCGGAUUUCUGAUAUAUGGAGCCUGGGCGUCAUCCUGUAUACAAUGGUCUAUGCUUUAAUGCCAUUUGAUGAUUCCAACGUCAAGAAAAUGAUCUGUGUUCAGAAACAACGCAGGAUUCCCUUCCCCAGCUCACAACACCUGACCGUAGAGUGCAAGGACCUUAUUUACCAACUGCUCCAGCCCGACGUGUCUCUGAGGAUGCACAUUGAUCAAGUUUUGAAACACUCAUGGCUGCAGAAUCCAAAACCCAAAACCUUGUCCCCUGUGUCAACUGCAAAAGAGGGUGAGUGUUCCCAAAAGCCACAAGAAGGAAAGCCUGAACACAAGCAGUCACCCAAAUCCCAUUUUGCAAAAGGAAAAGGAGAGAAGGAAACAGAUCCUCUCAAGGAUGGUUGGUUUUAG
Columba livia (rock pigeon) is the source of this 1375-nucleotide messenger RNA. RefSeq names its product testis specific serine kinase 2 (gene TSSK2). The record is from RefSeq and is a predicted model, not a curated record. Gene Ontology annotation, biological process: intracellular signal transduction; protein phosphorylation. The transcript has a single exon. Lineage: Eukaryota; Metazoa; Chordata; Aves; Columbiformes; Columbidae. Gene Ontology annotation, cellular component: cytoplasm. Gene Ontology annotation, molecular function: protein serine/threonine kinase activity; ATP binding. The coding region runs from base 392 to 1375 and encodes 327 amino acids.